GCCAAUCAUACGCGCAGAGAGGGACUAGAUAUCGAAAUCACGCAACAAAUCUGGAUCUGUGCCAAGUCAGACCCUCUCGUCAGUCCCCUCUUUUUUUACAGCUGUGGGUGAUGCCGACACAAGGACGUCGGGGGUGCUGCCGCCCCCCAGGCUCCCCCUGCGCUGUCUCGGGCCUGGCGUGGGCAUCCGCUGUCCUGGCGUGGCGACCCUGCACACACAGACAGAUAUCAAGGUAGGUAGGCAUGUCAUCAAAUGCCACAAACGCGCGGGAGGAGUACAUGUAUCACCUGGUCGAUCGAAGUGUCCGCUGCUUUUCCAACUGCUCCAGGGCUGCCUUCCUCCGGGCAUCCUCGUCCAUCUGUGCUUGGAAAUCUUGCUCCUGUUUCUGGAGGUCUUCCUUCUCCUCUUUGCGUUUGUCGCGCAUCGAUGUGCCGCUCUUCUUCUGCGCAGCGCCAUACACACAGACAGAGAGGCAAGAUGAUGGUCCUUGCCAGCUGUUCCAGCCAGGUUAUGCCCACUGUGCGCUCCGCCCACUGACCAAGUAGAAGAACAUCGGUCCCAACUCCUGCAGCCACUCGGCAUCGACCGCUGUCACCUGAAGAAGGGCGCAGACAGAAUCCCUCCCCGCAUCGCUCUGCGGGUUGGCAGGUUUUGUGUGGCCUACGUGUUGCAUGUACUCCUUGGUGGUGAGGAUGACUUCGUGGUACACAAUGUAAUCGGGUGUAAAGCCGGCGCCGUAGAGGGCACUCGUGGGGUGCAGGUGACAGUUGACGCUCGUCCGCAAGUUGACGUACUCGCCUAUGCCCCGCAACUUGGCCGCAUUGUGGAAGUACCCCGAGCAGAUCGCCUGCGACGUGCAUCCGCCCCAGACACAUAACGGAUGUCACGCAAUUUCCCCCGUCCACUUCAUUUUUUUUCUUACCUUCCUCACAGUGUUCCAUUCAGUGCCACAAGAGGUGUGCUCGAGCCGCUGCUGCUGCAUCAGAUCUAACAGCUGUGCGCGGACCUCACGCGCCUUCUUCAGCGCCUGGAGCGAUCGACGCAAGAACGAGACAAAGACCGAGAUGACAUAGACCCACCCCACAUACACAUACAACUGCCUGUCCGUCUCUCGUUUGUUACCUUGGCGUGAAUGUAGUGUUGUGUGCACCAGUGUGCGCUGUAGUUGUUGCGUUUCCACUGCUGGUAGACGUUGAGGAGCGUGAGGUGGUCACUCUCUGGGACGAAGAACUUCUCCCUGGCUGCGUCGCUCUCCUCGGCCCGGUCCUUGGGCCGGUAGAAUAUGUUAGGGAUGGACAGCAUCGACACGAUUACGAGGAUCUCCGCAGAGCAGUGAAGGUCCGCUGUUGUCGACGUCAACAGCAUCUUGGACAGGGGCGGGUCUAAAGGGAACUGAGCCAUCUUCGCACCUGAACAAUGACAUGGAGGGCAGGGGAGGAGUGCUGCUGUCUGGGACUGGACAGGCGUAGGGUACCAAGGGGUGUGAGCUGUCCCAGGUUGUUGAGAGCUCCCAGCACCCAGAGUUGAUACAUGGAGUUGAGGAUGGUGUCCUGGGGUGGCGGGUCCAUGAAGUCGAACUGCAGGAGGUUCUCGAUGCCCAACGACUUGAGCAGCAGCACCACGUUGGCCAGGUUGGUCCGCUGGAUCUCAGGAAUGCUGUUCUCAAACAACUCGCUCACGAACGCACGCUCAGUGUACAGACGGUGACACACACCAGGACCUGUGCCAUGCCAAACAAACAGCCAGCGUGGCGACUGGUGUACGUUUAUGCGCAUGUGGUCUGGUCUUUUGGUAUGUGAUGUCUACCUGUGCGUCCGGCUCUUCCGGCCCUCUGGGAUGCGUUUGCCUGGCUGAUGGGUGUGAUCUGGAGGGAGUCCAUACCGAUCUUGGGAUUGUAGACCUUGAGCUUGCAGAAGCCUGUGUCUAUCACGAACCGAACGCCAUCUGCACCAAUGCAUGGACGGAAGGCGAAGCACAAACAGGGAAAACAACAAGGGCUGAGAAGAUCAGCGGGCCAUGCAUCGUUGAGUCUUCCUCUAUGCGUACCGACUGUGAGGGACGUCUCUGCUAUGUUCGUCGCGACGACAACCUGAAAAAUACGCGCACACCAACGUACAGCCAGUCCACUGAUGUGCGUCAUGGCCAUCCAGCGACUGCUAGUUUGAUACCUUCCUCAGUUUGCUCUGUUCGAAUAUCUUGGCCUGUAGGUCUGAAGGCAGCUGUGAGUAGAUGGGCAGGACAGUGAGUGGCGGGACGCCCUCGCCCAGCUGGUCGACCCUCUCGGCGAUGAGAAGGCAGGUGGCUUCGAUGUCCUCCUGGCCGGUCAUGAAGACCAGGAUGUCCCCGGGGCCGCUGCUGCAGUGGAUCUGCAGGCACUUCUGCACCGCAAUGUCGAUGUAGUCCUCGCACGGCGUCCGGGCGUACUCGAUGUGCACGGGGAAUGUCCGCCCGGGGAUCUCGAAGAUCGGGCACCCGCCGAAAAAGACUGAGAACCGAUCGGCGUCCAUGGUCGCUGACGUCACGAUCAGCUUGAAGUCACGCCGACGCCCGACCACACCCUUCAGAAUGCCAAACAGCACGUCGGUGUUGAGGGACCUAAAUCAAUCAUGACACCAUGAAUGAAUGCGUGGCGUUCAUGCAGGACAGUGCGAGAAUGGUCGUGUAUCGAUCGAGGCUGACGGACCUUUCGUGCGCCUCGUCCAUGAUGACAGCAGCGUAUUUGUCGAGAUCCGGCUCGGUGAGGGACUCACGCAGCAGCACACCGUCGGUCAUGUACUUGAUCAGGGUCUCGCUACUCGUACAAUCCUCAAAACGAAUAGCGUAACCCACCUGAAGCACCAGCCAACAGGCGCAGAAGCGAUUUGCCGUCUUUGCUCUGUCUCAGCUUCUUCUUUCUCUUACGCAGGUACCUGUUUGCCGAGUUCGCAGCCAAACUCCUCGGAGACUCGUUUCGCGACCGAAACGGCGGCCACUCGCCGCGGCUGCGUGCAGCCCACAAAGCCGAAGUUGGUGUAGCCAUCCUCAUGGAGGUACUGCGUGAGCUGGGUUGUCUUGCCAGAACCAGUCUGGCCCACAACGACAACCACCUGGUCGACAGAUGCACACAAACCAACACAUACAACUAAGGUUGUGCGGCACCUAGUCUCUGUUGUCGUUACCUGGUGCUCUCGGAUGAUGUGCAGCAGCUGGUCGCGUACUUCGUACACGGGGAGAGACCGUCGCUGCUGAGCGAUGGACUUGCUCUUGGCGAACUCAGACACCUUGGCUGUCUUCUGCUUCUUGAGCACAUCCGCAUACUGCGAAUCCUGUACGAAAAGCGAUCAGAACACAUAGACAAAGCAGGUCUGACAUGCUGAAGGCUGGAUGCCGUCACUCCCCGCGGACCUGUCUGUAGUCGAGGUUGUCUUCGUCGAUCUUCUUGGCCUGUUCCUGCUCCUCCUUCUCCUCCUUGGUGAGCUGCUCCUCCAUACCCAGCAGGUUACCCAGCUUCGACCCCGCCAGCUCCCAGAACCGCUGACGCAUCUUGGUGCGGUCCUCCUGCUCGCGAAGAUAACGCAGCUGAGCACUCCCCUUCCUACAAGGGCAGUCCACGAUACAACCACCAUGCUGGGUGUGUGUAGUAUCCCCCUAAUUGUGUUGGCAUCGCUUACUUGGCAAGCAUGGCGAGGUCCGAUGUGGGGUCCUUGACGACCUGCACCAUCUCCUCUUGUGUGGUGUAGACGAUGCGGCCGUCGAGGAAGGGCGGCUUGAGCUCGCGAACCAACACGUGCACCUUGGUCUCCUCCUCAGUGUCAAACACCAAAUUCACCUACACAUACGCAAUGCAAUGGAAUGCCAUGUUGCAAUGGCGUCCCCUCUAUGUGGCUUCUUCUGAGAGGCGCACCUCUUGCCUUUGGGCGACUCCAGUGGUGGCCAUUCUGUUUAGCUCCCACGCCUCAUUGUCAGCAUUCGCCUGCCGCUGACGCACAUUCUGCUGACGCUCCAGCAUGAGAGCCUGCACACAGGCACUCACAGCAGUCGCUAUUUCCGGACAUGCGCAAGGCAAGCACUGAACCACUGUCUCUGCCCAGCUACCUGCUGCUUCUUGAGUUUUUCUUCCUUUUCGUGCAUGGCGUGGUCGAGUGGGUCGGCCUCGAGGUCCUCUUGUGUGGCGUAUUGGGUCUCCUCUGUGUCGUACCACUGGCGGUCCAAGUCCUUCUCCUCCUCCUCAUUGUACUCCACCUCACUCUCGCUUAGCAGUUUCUGCCGCCACUUGGCCGCAGAAUCGCCACCAUGACUGCUCUCGUCCAUCAGGCUGUCCGUCAAGUUGGCAUACGUGAUCAGCGACGCGCCCACGUCCCCCUCUUCCUCCUUGGUGCCCUCAUCCCGCUGCUCGAGUGGCGCUGAAGGGACCGGGGCAGCCUUCUGCUCCGGCUUGUUGCCUUUGAAAAAGAGUGGGGUCCCUCCGGAUGUCUUGCGAUUCGCCGCCCACCGAUUGUACUUACAUGCACAGCAAGACACGGACAGACCGAUGUUCAGUGUUGCGUUCUGCGUCCAUCUCAGCUUUUUGUGUAGCCACCCGAUAUGAUGGUGUCCCCAGUGGGGUAGCAAGCGGCCUCUUUCUGUCGUCUCCAUCCCGCGCUCCCCUGUCCGUGUCGGUCCUGGGUGUCUCCCAAACCGCAGGCGACGGGUUACGAUCCCUUCUCUGCCCACGGAUGUCCUCGUCGAAAGGAGUCGACGUGUCGGUUGACAUGGACAUGCCCGUCAGACCCUCAGCCCUCCCACGGCCGCUCCCCCUGAGCACCUUGCCUUCACGGCCGUCUUCACGGUCACCACCAUCAGCCGACAUGGGGGUGUCGGGAGCAUGGGCAAGCGAGCUUUUGGGCUUGUGCCUGUGCUGAAAUGCCGUCACAGAGGGGCUCUCAGCGGACGUGCGAUAGAAGGGCGAGGGAGGAGGCUGGAACGCUCGCGGCUUCCCGCUCGCGUCAGAGGCCACAGGUGGAGCAUCAGGACCAUCAGCUGCUGGUGGUGGCUGUGGUAGCCUUUCGGCUCGAGGGAUGGCGAAGCCCUCACUAUCGCGGGGCAGGUCGCCUCCCGGCUUCUCAUCCCACCCGCCUCGUGGCCGCUUCCUCCGCGGGGAGCUCUCAUCGUCGCUAUUGUCAGAGUCCUGAGCCUCGCGACGCUUUGAACGAAGCCCUGCCUGGAGACCACAGGGCACGGAACUGAUAGAGGAAAAAGCAUUACCACUCCUGACGCACUGUAUGCUCCUCCAUAUCGAAAUAUUGGCGUACCGUGAGAAUCCCGGCGUGAUAUCGUCCGUCUUGUGUUUGACACAUCCAUCUCCGUUUUGUUGAGUGUCGUUCGUCACUUCCUCCAUGUCGUCGACACUUCUGUCCCUUCUUCCUUGCUUUUUUCUUCCCC
Molecule: messenger RNA, 5400 nt
Organism: Vitrella brassicaformis
Lineage: Eukaryota; Vitrellaceae
Source: the annotation of a GenBank genome assembly